Molecule: messenger RNA, 4047 nt
Organism: Candidula unifasciata
Lineage: Eukaryota; Metazoa; Mollusca; Gastropoda; Stylommatophora; Geomitridae
Source: the annotation of a GenBank genome assembly
AUGUCAUCGAUGAAAGGUUCAGAAGAUGAAGGAUCUGAAUGGCUGGUCAACCUUCUCAACGAGAUCCAGCUGGGUCAGUUUUACAUCAAACUGCGUGAUGAUCUGCAAGUGACCAGGCUGGUCCACUUUGACUAUGUCAAGACAGAAGAUCUAGAGAAAAUUGGCAUGGGGAAGCCGGCCAUCCGACGUUUGAUGGACACUGUAAAAAAACACAAGACUCUCCGCAAGAAGUCGCUCUCAGACAAGCCAUCCCAGAAUGGCUCGCAAGCUUUGUUAAGUCCUGAAACUGGCGACUCAACUUUGACUUGCCUGAUUGACAAGAAGAAUGUUUUCCUGUUUGAGAAACUGGGAAAUGGUUCCUUUGGGGUGGUCCGGCGUGGGGAAUGGCUCACACCCAUGGGAAAGAAAAAAACGGUGGCCGUGAAGAUCCUCUGGAGAGAUACCCUUUCGCAGCCUGGCGCCUUUGAGGAUUUUGUCAAAGAGGUGAAUGCCAUGUACACCCUGAAACAUACCAACCUCAUACACCUGUACGGGGUGGUGCUGUCCACACCUCUGAUGAUGAUAACAGAACUAGCUCCCUUGGGAUCACUGCUGGACAGGCUACAUGAGGCACAGGAAUCUCUCCUGAUCUCCACACUGUGUGAAUAUGCCAUUCAGAUCGCUGUUGGAAUGAGCUUCCUAGAGUCAAAACGAUUCAUACAUCGAGACUUAGCUUGCCGGAAUGUGCUGUUGAAAACCGAUGAGCUGGUGAAGAUUGGAGACUUUGGCCUCAUGAGGGCACUUCCCAGUCAGACCGACCACUAUGUCAUGUCAGAACAGAAGAAGGUGCCAUUUGCAUGGUGUGCACCGGAGAGCCUCAAGUCCAGACAGUUCUCCCACGGUAGUGAUGCCUGGAUGUUUGCUGUCACCCUGUGGGAGAUGUUCACCUAUGGGCAGGAACCUUGGAUGGGUUACAAUGGCUCACAGAUCCUUCAUAAAAUUGAUGUAGAGAAUGAGAGGCUUCCUCAACCUCCUCACUGCCCGAGUGACAUGUACCAGCUGAUGAUGCAGUGCUGGGCCCACAAACCUUCAGACCGACCGUCUUUCUCAGCUUUGAAGGACCUUCUCUCAGAGCUGAGGCCAGAUAAUGUGAAAGCUUUACAGGGAUUUAGUGAGCAGGGUCGACUGUCAGUUGAGGAAGGUGAUCUGAUCACGGUGAUUGAUGGAAAACCCGACAGGUUUUGGUGGAAAGGUCAGAAUCGGCGGACGACACAGAUUGGAACAUUUCCUCGUGCUCUGGUUAUGGUCCAAAGGAAGCUAGGAGGAGCUGACAUUAGCAUCCCACUGAAAAACAGCUUCAUUCACACAGGACAUGGAGGCCCUCUUGGGGACAACUGGGGUGACCCAGGGGCCAUUGAUGAGGUGUAUCUCAGAAACCCGAUGGUGCCUCCUGACUUGGGUGAAGAGGAUGCUGGUCUAGUUGCUCAACUCCGCACUAAAAUAAAUCUGAGCAACUCAUUAUUUGAUUAUGGGAAGCUGAAAGAUGAGUCGGAGCAAAAGCAAGGCAACUCUUACUCAGGUCGCAGACGGCAAUCACAUAAUCAGAACCAGAAAUCAUCAAUGUCAAGGGCAGCCUCAGUUCCACAGAUUUUAGAACAGCUGAACUCAGAAGGCACUGAUGCCCGCGAAACACAGCUGAUUGAUUUAGCACCAUCUACAAAGGACACUGGACAAACCUCAGGCCAACAGAGUAAAACAGAUUUUGAUAUCUUUGACUCUCUCUAUUCCCCAACCAGUCAGUCUGUGUAUGGAAACCUAGAUCUGCCUUCACCACUGUUGAGCAGCUCCGAACCUGACCCUUUUGAUGUUAGAACUCGAUUCCAGGUGUUUAAAACCAUAAACUGGGGGAAAACAGAGAGCGUUAGUUCAGGCUACAAGUCAGAUCCUGAUCUUGUGGAGAGUUUGGAGUCAUCUGGGGUUUUCUCAGCGACUUCAGCCCAGUCAUCUAUCUCGUCAUCUUCACAGCCAUCCCAGAUGUUAGUAAACACAUCAGCCGGUGCUUUGAAGUCAGCGCUGAAUCCUUUAGUUGAUUCCUCAAAGUCAAGGGCAAAUCCAUUCAACCCAUCAGUUGAUUUAGUACAGUCAGGACUGAGUCAGUCAGUUGAUAUAAAAAAGGCAGGGCAGAAUCAGUCAGUAGAUUUAGUAAAGGCAGGAGUGAAUCAGUCAGCUAAUAAAGCCAGACCAGAAUGGAAUCCAUCACUGAGGUCAGUACUGAAGACUAGUGCUGAUUCUCACCAGAAAAUUCAGGAGAAACGUUUCCAAAUACCUGCAAGCUCCACAUCUUUCGCUUGUAGCGCCGGUACCACAGCUCUCAAAACCAAUACUCAGAUGCAUUCUAGAGAUCUGCUCUAUUGUGAGCCCCCAAGAGAAGAUCUGUUCAGUGUAUCCUCUUUACCCAAACCUGAAGCUCAACCUACAUCACAUAUCAUAAAUGAACAAUUUAAUGGUAAUCAGAUUCUGCACUCAGGGGUAAAUAAUCGUGACACAAGGGAGCGAGUUGUUUCCCCUUGUGUCAAGGAUGUUCCUACAACAACAAAACAAAAGAUUAUAUGUGGUAGAAAUGGCUCGGUGAUCUUGCCAGUAAAACUUCCACCACCCCCGAAACUACAUUGCCAGGGCACAAAGCGGGCAGCACAGAAUACAAGCCAGGUUGUCCUACAGCAACCCAAUAAACAUGAUGAUCCAGGAACAUCAGCCUCUCAGGACAAUAGCAAAAUAAAAACAGAGAAGGCGUUUGACUGGAUAAAUGACACUGUGAAACAUAACUUAUCACCCCUGCAGCAUUCGUUAUUCCAAGAGUUAAGUGCAAGGAUGAACAAAAUCAAUCUUAAUAAAAAUCUGUUGCCGAGAUCAGACACUUUCCCGUUGUACGAUAGCGUUCCUGAAGAACCCAGCUCACGAUCCAGAAUUCAAAGUGAUGGCAGUCCAACAGAUCAGUCAGGUCCAUCGGCCAGCUUCUCAAAAUGUGAGACAUACUUGAAUUGUGGAUCAAGGGCAUUAGAACAGUCGUUGCAGGCUGGUGCAUCAGGUGAAAGUUCUGCGGUUGUCAGCGCGGGUAAUAUAUCACUAGCUGAAAGCUGCGAGUACAGCUCAAGUAUCAGCGACAGCACUUGGGAUGAGGAGUUUGAUGAUGAGGAUGUUGAGCAUGACUUUGAGGAAGCUCCUGCCAAAGACGAUUUGCCACUCAUGUCUCCUCCACCUGUUCCUCCACGGACUUACCAAACUGUUGCUGACAGUAGCCAGGUGAAGACGCCAGAUAAACCCCACAUCCUGCCUUUGAAACAAGAUGGUCAACAAUUAAGUCAUACUCAUUAUUUCCUCAUCCCUUCUGUGAAUCAACAGUGCCCUCCUCCACAGCAAAAGGAUAUUCCUGCUUCUCACAAAAGCAUCAAACAUUCUCCUCAGAAGGCUACGGCAGCGGUGAAACCAUUCCUCAUCAACACAGCAUUUGAUAUGAAAGAUGAAAGCAGCAAUAGUGUAGAUUAUGAAAAUCUGAAUGGCCUCAUGAGUCACGAUGUGGUCAAUCGGUCACUUUCAAGUAAGUCUGCAUCUUCAAAGUCCAGUAUCAGCAGUGGGGGAUCCAGUAGUUCUCCUCGACGUGCAGCAGCCAGUCACUACAUUCACCGUUCUGCAUACACAUCUGCAGGUCCUUCUCUUUCAAAACCACAGCCUAUUGAUUGUUACAAGAAACAAGCUGAAGAAGACGAGGACCUCAGUUUUAUGAGUUCUUCUCCAAGAGACAGGAUCGCCAUGGUUCGGAACCAAGUCAUCGGGGUCACGGAUGAGGAAUGUCAUGCAGCUUUAUCAACCACCCACUGGGAUGUGGAGAAUGCUGUGAAGUACCUAAAGAUAGAGCAGCUUUUCCGGCUGGGUGUGGUACCCAGAUCUUCUUGCAAGGGGCUGCUUGAAACACUAGGCUGGAAUUUAGAGCGGGCAAGCUCUGUAAUCGUUGACAGGGUUCGCAGAACCAGGAUGACAUCUGGAAGUUCAUUUGAGACUGCGGUUUGA